AUGCUGCUGCUUCUGCCAAAGGAAGAGUUGGAAGAUGAAGCUUCACCUAUAACAGCUUCCAUAAAAUGUAGGGGCUCAAGGGAGAGUUCUACAACUAUUCAGGAUGUGGAAACACCUUCAACUGCAACCAUCCUAUUAUAUUGGGUAACAAAGAUGCAUGUCGAUGGAUUUCGGUUUGAUCCCGCCUCUAUCAUGACAAGAGGCAGCAGCCUUUUUGAUGCAAUAAAUCUGGUGGAAGCAUCUGAUAAUCCUGAAACACAAGCUGAAUAUGAAAAAGAAAUAUCUCCAGACUGGUGGGGUAACAAAUUUGGAUUUGUGUCUGGAGGAUUACUUGGAGCACAAUCCAAGAGAAAGAAGUCUAACAGCACAUCGAAAAUCACUCAAAAUAGUAACAAAAGGACUGCAUUUUAUGAAGAGGAUCAAGAGAAUCUUUACAAACUUGUACAAGAUAAAGCAACUUCUGGAAAACAGGGACUUGGUAUAAAGGAUCGCCCAAGGAAAAUAGCAGGGGUUCGCUUUCAAGGGACAAAAACGUCUUUUAGCGACAGUGAGAGGGAGGAGUCUGAGUCGGAAGAUGAUCAUUCUUUAAAAAAACAAAAAAUUGAUGAUGUGUCGGAAUCAAAAGUGAAGCUAAAGAAACUCUGUAGAAAGCUUCUUAGCCAGGUACCUGAGAAAUCAUUGAAGCUUAAAAAACUCAAAGCUCUAAUCGAUGAAAACUCUUCAAUUUUUUCCAAUUUCUCUUCAAAGAAGGAUUCUCUUGAAUUUUUGAGACAGAAGCUUGAAUGCAGUGAAAAGUUUAUUGUGGAAGGGAAGAGAGUUAGUCUCUCAUCAAAAUGAGAACAAAUCUUUUUGGAGAAUUUCAAAGUGUAGAGUUUGCUAAGGCUUGUAAUCCUAUCGAGUUACACAAUUGGAUUUGUUAGCAGGUAAUUAAUAUUAUUAUUCUUAAGAGAAUAUAGAUUUGAAAAUUUUGAACACAUCCAUUUAGGGAAUUUUAAUGUGUCUUAUUUUAUUAUUAACAGUUGUACCCUUUGUCAUACUUGACUUAAAUUAUGGAAAUAGAAACUUUCGGGAAAUAGAAACUUUGAAGGGCGUGUUCACCCACUAACAAGAGCCAACUACCUGGCUUCACCUCCCUUGGUUGUAGCUUACGCACUUGUCGGCACGUGAUGGAGUCGCGGAUUGGCUCCGGAAUCAGCAGCAGCACAAACAGAGAAGGAAAAAGAUAGAAGUUUUUGAGGAUGUUGCUGAUGAAAAAGAUAGAAGUUCUUUAGGAUGCUGCUAAUGAAGUUUAUGCGGAGAAGGAAAAAGAUAGAAGUUGUUGGCACAUAGUAAGCUAAAUAAUGCAAUUGUAUAUAAAUGAGUUCAUUUUUUUAUAACAUUUACUCACUAUUGGAAUAAUUAUUUGUAUUUGACAUAUUAGUGAAAUGAAUUAUCUUUGUUA
This is a messenger RNA of Lactuca sativa (garden lettuce), 1441 nucleotides long. The record is from RefSeq and is a predicted model, not a curated record. Lineage: Eukaryota; Viridiplantae; Streptophyta; Magnoliopsida; Asterales; Asteraceae.